AUGGAAGCAGCUAACCUCUUGGUGGCGACCACCGCCGUCGCCCUUUCCCUGGGACCUGAGGUCUGCAGCGGCAGCAGCCCAAGCCCCGGUGGGGUCAUCCGGUCGACCCCUGGUGGCGCAGCCCUGCCCGGAGGAGGGUGACCCUUCUCCGCCUUCACAGUGCUGGUGGUGACGCUACUGGUCCUGCUGAUUGUGGCCACUUUCCUGUGGAACCUACUGGUUCUAGUCACCAUCCUGCGCGUCCGCGCUUUCCAUCGCGUGCUGCACAAUUUGGUGGCCUUGACGGCCGUGUUGUACUUGCCAAUGGCAGCGCUGGUGAUGCCACUGAGCCCGGUGAGCGAGCUGUCAGCCGGGAGACGUUGGCGCCUGGGCCGGAGAUUGUGCCACGUGUGGAUCUCCUUCGACGUGCUGUGCUGCACCGCCAGCACCUGGAACGUGGCGGCCAUCGCCCUGGACCGCUACUGGACCAUCAGGCGCCACCUGCAGUACACACUGCGCACCCGCCGCCGCUCCUCAGCACUCAUGAUCGUGCUCACCUGGGCGUUCUCUGCGCUCAUCGCCCUGGUGCCACUGCUCUUCGGCUGGGGCGAGGCUUACGACGCUCGGCUCAAGCGCUGCCAGGUGAGCUAGGAGCCCUCCUACUCUGUCUUCUCCACCUGCGGUGCCUUCUACUUGCCGCUUGGUGUGGUCCUGUUUGUCAUCUACAAGGCAGCCAAGUUUCGUUUCAGCCGCCGCCGCAGGGCUAUGCUGCCGGUGCCCGCCACCGUGCAGGCUCAGGAGGCACCUCACGAGGCUGCAAUGGUGUUCAUGGCAUGGCAGCCAGCAGGGGCCUUCCAGGUGAGUGGGGAAUCGUGGUGGCAGCAGCAGGAGAAGCAGGUAGCUGUGAUGGUGGGCAUCCUCAUUGGCGUGUUCAUGCUCUGCUGGAUCCCUUUCUUGCUGACAGAGCUCAUCAGCCCUCUCUGUGCCUGUGGCCUGCCCCCCAUUUGGAAAAGCACAUUCCUGUGGCUGGGCUACUCCAGUUCUUUCUUCAACCCUCUGAUCUACACAGCCUUUAACAAGAACUACGACAACACCUUCAAGAACCUGUUCACCAAGCAGAGAUGA
Molecule: messenger RNA, 1104 nt
Organism: Manis javanica (Malayan pangolin)
Lineage: Eukaryota; Metazoa; Chordata; Mammalia; Pholidota; Manidae
Product: 5-hydroxytryptamine receptor 5B-like
Biological process (GO): adenylate cyclase-activating adrenergic receptor signaling pathway; positive regulation of MAPK cascade
Cellular component (GO): plasma membrane
Molecular function (GO): G protein-coupled serotonin receptor activity
Source: RefSeq, a predicted model, not a curated record